CCGCACGUGCCCAACUCCCAACUCCUCGUCGUCUACUCGUCUCCCUGCACCAACACCAAUCCCCUCGCUCUCGCCCGCUCCGCCGCGCCCCGUACCGACGGCGGCGACAUGGCCGAGUACCGCCUCGGACUGCAGCUGCACGGCCACGCCGACGACGUUCGUGGCAUCUGUGUGUGUGGCGAUGCUGGAAUCGCAACAUCGUCGAGGGACCGGACCGUGAAAUUCUGGACCCGGAACCCAGAAAAGGAGAGUGAAUAUGUUCUCUCCAAGACACUUGCAGGACAUUCGAGUUUUGUCGGCCCAUUGGCUUGGAUCCCUCCUUCGGACCGCUUUCCUGAAGGUGGAAUCGUCUCUGGUGGAAUGGAUACAUUUGUUUUCCUCUGGGAUCUGCAAAAAGGAGAAGUUGUUGAGACAAUGAAGGGGCACAAUUCGCAAGUCACUGGACUUGCUGUGGACACUAACGGUGACAUCAUCUCUUCAUCCAUGGAUUGUACUGUAAGACGGUGGAGAAAUGGCAGUGCUAUAGAGGUGUGGGAAGCGCACAAGGUUGCAGUGCAAACUGUUCUAAAGCUGCCCACAGGGGAACUCUUUACUGGUUCAAGUGAUUCCACUAUUAAGCUUUGGAAAGGAAGGACUUGCCUACAGACAUUCUCAGGACAUGCAGAUACUGUUAGAUGUUUAGCCUCAAUGCCAGGUCUAGGAAUUCUUUCUGCCUCACACGACAGCACUAUCAAGUUAUGGGCGUUGACAGGUCAGCCUCUGCUGGACAUGAUUGGUCAUUCUUCCCUUGUAUAUUCUGUGGAUGCACAUUCUUCAGGUCUUAUUGCUAGUGGCAGUGAGGAUCGCUCUUUGAAGAUAUGGAAAGAUGGUGUCUGCAUUCAAAGCAUUGAACACCCAGGAUGUAUAUGGGAUGCUAAAUUCUUGGGAAAUGGGGAUAUUGUAACUGCUUGUUCUGAUGGCACUACGAGGAUAUGGACAGCAGAUUCUAGCAGGUUCUGCAGUGAUGAGGAACUUGCAGCUUAUACAGAUCUUAUUUCUCAAUACACACUCAGCAGAAAGACUGUUGGUGGGCUUAAGUUGAUGGAUCUACCAGGAGUGGAGGCACUGCAAGUUCCAGGGAACUCUGAUGGACAAACACUAAUUGUUAGAGAAGGGGACAAUGGUGUAGCAUAUUCUUGGAAUUCAGCAGAGUUAAAAUGGGACAAAAUUGGUGAAGUAGUGGAUGGGCCUGGUGAUGCUGCUCAAGGCCAGGUUCAUGAUGGUGUUCGGUAUGAUUUUGUUUUUAAUGUUGAUAUUGGAGAUGGAGAACCCAUACGAAAACUACCGUAUAACCGUUCAGAUGAUGCAUACACAGUCGCUGACAAGUGGCUCCUGAAAGAAAAUCUGCCGUUGACAUAUCGCCAACAGGUUGUUGAAUUUAUACUGCAGAAUUCUGGCCAGAACAACUUUGUUCCAGAUCCAUCUUUUCGGGAUCCCUAUACUGGGGCCAACGCAUAUGUACCUGGGCAACCAUCGUCAUCGAAUGGUAAUGCUCCAAAACCAAUUUUCAAGCACAUACCAAAGAGUGGAAUGCUAUUAUUUGAGACAGCUCAGUUUGAUGGAAUCCUAAAGAAAGUUACAGAGUUUAAUGCAAGACUUUCAUCUGACUCGGAACAGAAACAAUUAUCUCUGUUGGAGACGGAGAUGUCAAGAUUACCUGCCAUAGUGAAAGUGUUGAAAGAGACAUCAUUUUAUCACAUAAGUAAACUUGCAGAUGCUGAUAUGGCAUUGUUGGUAAAGAUAUUGAAGUCUUGGCCUCCACAAAUGAUGUUUCCAGUUAUUGAUUUUCUGAGAAUGUUCGUGUUGCAUCCUGAUGGAGCUGCUUUACUUCUCAAGACCAUCGAAACUGGAAAUGAUAUACUUUUGGAAACCUUUCGUAAAGCUGUUGCGCCGCCUGUACAGCCAGCAAAUUUGCUUACAGUUCUUAAAGCUGUGACAAACUUGUUUGACAACUCAUGCUUGCACCAGUGGUUGAGGAUCCACUGUGCUGAGAUCAUUGAUUCCUUGUCUAACUGCAAAUCUUCUUUUAGCAAGAAUGCACACUUGGCAUAUGCCACGCUUCUACUGAACUAUGCUGUUCUUUCAAUUGAAUCAAAGGAAGAACAAAGUCAGGCGCAAAUUCUUUCCGCCGCCCUUGAAAUCGCUGAAGAUGACACUCAAGAUUUUGACUCAAAAUACCGGGCACUUGUUGCAAUCGGUUCUCUUAUGCUCAAGGGCCUCGUGAAGUCCCUUGCUCUCGACCUUGAUGUUAAGAGCGUCGCGAGCAGCGCAAAGUCUUCUAUGGACACGAAGGUUGCAGAAGUUGGAGGUGAUAUCGAAUCACUAACAAGAUGAGAAGAGGUUUUGCAUGCAGCUGGGCCAUUUGGGACAUUGCUCCUUCACUUGGGGUGCCAAUGUGCAUGACUUAAAACCGUGGGGCUGGGGUUUGCGCGGCAGGCCAAUUCAGACGCCCUCCUGGACCUACCACGUUUCUCCUUCCAAAAAAACACAUUGGGUUUUGAUUAUUAUUUCACCUUGUAACCAUCAUGGAAGUGUGGAUUUUGGGUGGUAGUGCUUAGAUUAUGUACAUUGAAUAGCUGGGCUAGUUGGCCUCGACAGAAGCCUUGAGCGACUGUGUACGUGGACGGUGACAGCCCAAUAGGCAUCCUCUAUACUUUAAUAGUUGCAUUCAUCUCACAAAGUUCAUAUCCUCAUCACGGCUCCUUGAAAAAUGAUGAAGAGCCUGUUUUAUCUGGGCUCUAUUGGUCUAGUGCUGUGGAUCUGCUGUGUGUCUUGUCCUUGUGUUCUUUGAGCUCUUGGGACUCUAAUUGCUAGGAGUGCAGUGUACGCUCGAGCUUUUUUGUUGGUACACGGUGUUGUAGCGCGACUGCUACAGUAACUGCUUGGAGUGUUAAUGGUCAUGGCCAUCUUUUGGAAAAAA
This is a messenger RNA of Sorghum bicolor (sorghum), 2959 nucleotides long. Its product is annotated as phospholipase A-2-activating protein. Gene Ontology annotation, biological process: proteasome-mediated ubiquitin-dependent protein catabolic process; ubiquitin recycling. Gene Ontology annotation, cellular component: nucleus; cytoplasm. Lineage: Eukaryota; Viridiplantae; Streptophyta; Magnoliopsida; Poales; Poaceae. The coding region runs from base 109 to 2373 and encodes 754 amino acids. Gene Ontology annotation, molecular function: ubiquitin binding. The record is from RefSeq and is a predicted model, not a curated record. The transcript is spliced from 22 exons.